Sparassis crispa is the source of this 963-nucleotide messenger RNA. RefSeq lists its product as hypothetical. Lineage: Eukaryota; Fungi; Basidiomycota; Agaricomycetes; Polyporales; Sparassidaceae. Bases 1 to 963 code for a protein of 320 amino acids. The transcript is spliced from 3 exons. The record is from RefSeq and is a predicted model, not a curated record.
AUGUCGCCAGAACUCCCCGGUCGCGACCUCCCAUCUGGGAGCCACCAACAUGACACCAAACGAGUCGUGACCAUCGUGGAAGAUGACAAGUAUCAGCAUCCCAGCAUCGUUAGUCUCCCCUCGAACGACAUGAACUCUUGGUAUUAUCCUUCUCAGGAUUACAGCUCUGAAGAAGACGUCCACUCCAAUUCGGUCCGAGGGAACUGGGGUCAAAAGACUCUCGCCGAUGCGAAAUGGGUGCGCAGAGGCAAGAUCGCGGCAUGGAGACCCAGUUUGGAAGAUUGGGAGACAGAGGAGCGUGCACGAAAGCGCAUUAAACUCUUGCUACCUGCCGAGAAGGACCAUUCUGCAUCAGUCACACUACCACAUCUUCGUUCCCCUUCUCCGCCGUUGAUGGCUCCUUAUCCUACUCCGAGCACGCAACACUUCUCCUACACUUCCUUUGUAAUGGACAAGGCAGUAACAGCGUCAUUCCGAUCUCCGCUUCUGGAUGAGCUUGAGAGCGCUACGAACGGCCUUAUUCAAGGCGAAGCAACUUUGCGGCGAGCGUUGGGGAGGCUGUGGCGGGUCAUGAGUGAAGAUCCGGAUCAAUGUUCAGGAGAUGCUUCUCUCGUACCCAAGCGUGAAGACGACGAAGGAGACGACCAAGGCGACAAAGAACGAAGGCUCGCUCGUGCACCCGACCUUACCCCCGUUGUCAACAAGAUCUUCCUGUCAUCUUCUCCUGACACGGUAUUCGAUCCGGCGCAUUUCCCUCAUCCCGAAGCGCAGUUGGACCAGCUGGAGAAGUCCCUUGCUACUAUACGAGAAGUUCAGGAUGAUGGCCGGGAAUAUGUGGAGCGCCUGGAAGAGAUCAGGGAUGGUUUGGGCGAGACACGGAAUCAAAGAAGUGGUGUGUGGGAUUUGAUCCGCAGAAAAGCUAUCAAGGAGUUACAGGACGUAGCUUCAGCAUCUGUAUUAUAG